UUUGGAUUGAGUCUGAGAUUUGACCAGUCGACCGGAGACUACAUGUCGCACAAGUGCUUCUAGGCUAACAGGUCUUCUCAGUAGUUUUCCAUUGGUUCUCCAAUGUUGAACUCUGUCAAGCGGCGUUCCGUGUCUCGUAAGGCCACAGACCUCAAAGUUCACUAACGUUACGAGGGUGAUAAUCAUUGACAGGUCAUCGUUCACGUCCUUGUAUAUGGUAUAUGCUUUUGCGGCAGCGAAGCCGUUCGGACGCGCAUCAGUAAGCUGCCAAAUCUACGUCACAUCCUUUAUCUCCUGCAGGAUGACAGUACUUAUCUACUAACGGGGUUGCGUUCCCACUUGGAGUAGGCGCGUUCUGGAAACGACAUGGAAGUCAACGCUUUCCUCCGAAUCAAAGCUUCUCUCCAGAAUUGAACAGCAAAGGUGAAUUAUACUAAUAAAAAUAAAAUGCAUUCUAGCCGCUCGUGGCUAGCAUGCUCAUGUCUAACUACCAUGUUCUGUGUUGUCACGUGGGCUGGUAAAUUCUCUUCCUCCACGCCUUUACGUUUGACUCCACGUACUACGCCAAUGCGAGGCAUCGUCGACCCGUGGAUCGGCCAGCACCGUGGCGUGUCCGUAGUCGGUGCAAUCGCUAGAAGAUAUUGUUACUCACAAUACAUCUGUAUAUUAUCCAUCAUAGGUGUGACUUGGAGCUUUGUCAAAAAUCUGACACGCCCGCUCCGUCUAAUCAUCCCUGCUAGUAGUAUACAUCCACUGCAUUGCCAAAACCUUACGCCCAAAGAACUUUUAUUUUCUGACCCCAAAUCUUCGCUAACCUCAUCUGGAAGCGAUAUUCCACUAUCUCCGCGUUGAUGUCAUAUUCUCC
Suillus fuscotomentosus is the source of this 865-nucleotide messenger RNA. RefSeq lists its product as uncharacterized. Bases 448 to 852 code for a protein of 134 amino acids. The transcript has a single exon. NCBI's taxonomy places the organism in Eukaryota, Fungi, Basidiomycota, Agaricomycetes, Boletales, Suillaceae. The record is from RefSeq and is a predicted model, not a curated record.